Molecule: messenger RNA, 1695 nt
Organism: Toxorhynchites rutilus septentrionalis
Lineage: Eukaryota; Metazoa; Arthropoda; Insecta; Diptera; Culicidae
Exons: 1
Coding region: 155-1501 (448 amino acids)
Source: RefSeq, a predicted model, not a curated record
CACUUCAGACUUGAGAAUUCAUACCCUGGAUCAGAGUCCGAUCAUUAUAGUUCCGUUAGGACCCGCUAAAAUAAGCACUAGUUCUCUGCGAAUUGUGCACCCCAUAAACUUGACCUCAAUUGGAACAAUUGUAGAAAACUUUAACGCCGUUUCUAUGGAGAGAUUGUCGAAUCAAACGCCUUUUAAGUCAAUAGUUAAAGCAAAAUUAGACAAAAUAAACUUGAGUUACAACCGAAUAAAACCACUACGUAGGAGAAAACGAUGGGAAUCUCUCGGAAAGGCCUGGAAAUACGUAUCGGGAAGCCCUGAUGCAGACGACCUUAAGAUUAUAAAUUCGUCAUUAAAUUCAUUAAUUAGCGAGAAUAACAAGCAAAUAAGAAUCAAUAGUGCUUUCGAUUCACGAAUGAGCAACAUUACAAAAGCAAUUAACGUCAUACUGGAAAAUGAGGAAAAUGUAAUACAUUCCUUAGAGGGCUUUGAUGUAUUAGAAUUAAUAUUCAAAAUUGAUGAGCUAUUAUACUACUUAGACAUAAUCGAAGAGGCGAUCACACUAGCGAGACGGAGUAUCCCAAGCAGCCGCAUCAUUCACCUCGACGAAUUGGAAACCAUUCAUCAUUCCCUCAUUAAUGACGGUUUCGGGCUUAACUCGGUCGAUAGCAUACUUAGUACUGCCAAUGCCUACGCAGUAUUAAACAACGAAAUUUUCAUGUACAUACUGAAGAUACCCAGGAUCAAAAAUGUACAGUACACCCUCAACUUCAUUGAACCAGUCAUUGUAGAUCACCACAGAGUCCACCUACAAACACAGUUUUAUUUGAAAGGACAGAAAUCAUUCAUGUUAAAAAGCGCUUGUUCCAAAGCCAACGCCAUGUUUAUAUGUUCCUCAACGGAUCUAGAACCUUUGACGGGUUGUAUGCAACAAUUGGUCUCCGGAAAUACAGCAGAGUGUCCCAUAGAACGCACCUACGGAAACAAAACUAUUCGGAAAAUCAAUGAUGGCAAUAUAGUCGUCAAUGCAAUCAAUGUAACACUUUCGUCAAACUGUUCAGUCACCCAACGCACUCUACAGGGGUCGUUCCUAAUCCAAUACUCAAACUGUACACUGAAAUUGGAUGACGAGGAAUAUGUCAACACAAACAUGGAGAUACGGCCGUUCAUACCUACCACGGGAUUGAAGGUAAAUCCAACCAAACUGUUUAACCACAUUCCGUUGGAACAUUUACAGGAGUUACAUAUGGAACAGCGUAACCAUAUCACACACCUUAACCUGACAGCCGAAAACCUCCAUUGGAAACUUCAUUUCCUGGGAUGGAUAGCAUCCGUAAUCUCAUCAACUUUACUAAUCUGCAUACUGGGUUCAUCCAUAAUCAUCGUUUUGAAAUUCGCCGCCUGGAAGACACUCCUUACCAACAGCAAACCAGAAGUCAUCGAACAGGAUACCAUCGCAUCAACCGAGGCCCAUCCCGAGUCCAGAGAGGUACCGCUGAUACUUCAGCAGUAGACGAAAGCCGAGGACGUCUUUCAGCUAAGGGGGAAGCCGUUACGGAACCGUUUGGUACAUCACGCCACUCGGGUCCGCCAACCUACGGUCGACAACGUGGAGCGUGCAGCGUCAGCAGUAUGCAGGCAUAAGAGGGCCGCGAGCGCAUGGCUCGCCCUCUUUUUCGCUGUGCAGUUCUUGUGGAGCACCGGUGG